Messenger RNA from Osmia lignaria (orchard mason bee), 6214 nucleotides. Its product is annotated as transcription factor E2F3. Gene Ontology annotation, molecular function: RNA polymerase II cis-regulatory region sequence-specific DNA binding; DNA-binding transcription factor activity, RNA polymerase II-specific; protein dimerization activity. Gene Ontology annotation, biological process: regulation of transcription by RNA polymerase II. The record is from RefSeq and is a predicted model, not a curated record. NCBI's taxonomy places the organism in Eukaryota, Metazoa, Arthropoda, Insecta, Hymenoptera, Megachilidae. Gene Ontology annotation, cellular component: RNA polymerase II transcription regulator complex.
GGAAGUGUGUGCAAUUGAGGAAAGGGAAUCAAAGAGUUUCUGAAAUUACAUAAUUCGAGAGUGCGUUUUCUCGUUAGUUUCUUCCUUGCCCCCUUUCCUACGUGAUAAGGCCCACGUUAAAGGGACUCACUGCCAACAUCAAGCGUGGACGUUGUUUCGAAAGCGCACACCCCUGACCAUGGCGGACCGAUACGGUAAUAAUUUAUAAAAACAAUAUAUAACAUCGUUCCGAGAUGUCAGAAAGUAAUAACCGAUAGAAUCGAGACGAACGUCUGUUGGAAAAGUCGUGGCAUAGGGAUUUUUCACUUACAUGCCGGAGCUUGCGUGGCAGUUUCGUGGAAAACGGGACGGACAGAGUUUUGGCGCGUGUGCUCGUUAAUAUCCAUAAUUACCUGAAACGUUCCAUGGAUCCAUCGUUUUUCUCCAAUUAUUUUCGUCUAAAUGAACGUGACACGAGAUGCCGGAAAAGUACAACGUUGUGUGCCUAUCGUCGAACAUCUAACCCUAAGAAAUACAAACAAACAUCGGUGUCGAAUUCUGGAAAGUUGUCAUCGUAUCAAGUGAUUCGGUUAAGGAAUAAAACAGUGGGAUAGACGUAAGUUCGUUGAAAAAAAUCAAAAGUUGACACGGUCUAGGAACUUUUUUGGAUAUCUGCGAUAGCUGGCGGCGCGGUGGUUUACGGAGAAAAGCGAAGUGACGGUUUUGGCGCGCGUACUCGACUCCUGUGUGCGACCGGCAGAUGGCCGGCGCGCGUCCACGAACACACCAAACAUGACAAGCGCCUAAGCACGUACUACCACUGUGACAGGGACGCGUUCAAGAACAUAUCGAAGCAUUGGUAGAAGGCCACUACUACAUUAACAUAGAACGCUGUGAGAGCCCAUCGACACGCGGUUCGGUAUUACUACCACUGGUACAAGCGGUUCUAUCUGCCUCGUAGCCCGAGCCAGUUGCCAGCGCGCCAGCCAGCCCGUCCAUCCGAUCACCCAGCUCACGCACGAGCCGGCCUCGUGUGCGCGCGCGACACCCCGAUAGAAAAGGUUCGUUUUUCUCGCCGGUGGCUCGACGGAUCAUACCGAGGCGGGGCUUGUCGUGAACUUUAGAUCCCGUACAUUCCUAAGAAGCUGAAAACUCGACGAAUACUCGAACAGCUUGGCCCCUAUACUCGAUUAUUUCGGGCCCUCGGUCUGCUUGGCUGUCGUUCCUAUUGCCGAGAUCGGCCCCGCAGAAAAUGGACACCGCACCAGUGCGGUAGAGAGACAGAGCGAAACAGAGAGAUAUAUAGAAAAAGAGAAAGAGAGAGAGAGAGAGAGAGAGAGAGAGAGAGAAAGAGAAAUAAAGGCCACGCAACUACUACGACUACGAGGAGGACGACGACAACGGGUAUAAGUUUGAGAAAGAAGGACAGAGGGAGAGAAAACGAGCGAGGGCGAGGGAUUAUAAUCGUAUGUACGAAGUGUGUGUAUGAUAUACAGUAGCGAAAAGCAAGAGAAACAUUUCGUGCACGAUUAGCCUCGGGAGACCGGGUUAAAACUCGACAUCCCGAGCCGCACGUUUUUAUCCUGUCCUGUCAUCGACAGGCUUCAGUGAAAAUUUCAUCUAGAAUUAUCGACACAGCGUGACAACAACGAUCAUAACCACCACGGCGAAGUAUUUGCCAUCGAGGAGGCACGGAUAUGCCUCGCUCCUCGGUGCUGUGACACGCGCCGCGCCGUGUGCUGGCUGAACCUCCCGGAAGAGAGCGUGGGCCUUCGUCUCAAAAUACUGUGUGUGGUUUUGUACCGCACACUCGAGAGCCAAAUUCUUAUAAACAAUAAAGAUGCCUCGAGUAAGGAGACAGGUGGUCUUGGAAGAUCCAGCCAGGCCUGUUACACCAGACAUGGUGGAAACCAAAUUGAUGAAAACAGAAUUCUUGGAUGAUGGCUCUUUGGAUGAAGUACAAGCACAAAAGGUAGCUGAAGAAACGCCAAGUCCUCAUCUUCAAGACCAUCAGUAUGGACAAACACCUUGUUAUCAAGUAACAAGGAAACCUACACAACCACCACCACGAACUGAACAAAUAUCGGUUCAGGCGGUGAAACGAAGACUGAAUUUGGAAAUGGGAGCAACAGGUCCCAGCCAAUCUGCCUUUAAGGCUCCUAGAGGUAAACGUAGGAGAUCUGGUUCGAAUUCUCUAACUGGCCACACACCUACAAAAAGUAAAACGGUAGAGAGAACGCGGUAUGAUACAUCAUUGAGCUUACUUACGAAAAAGUUCAUACAUUUAGUUGAAAGCAGUCAAGACGGUGUUGUAGAUUUAAAUGUAGCGUCUGAGAAGUUAGAAGUACAGAAACGUCGUAUAUACGAUAUUACAAAUGUGUUGGAGGGUAUAGGUAUUUUGGAGAAGAAAAGUAAAAACAAUAUACAAUGGAAGGGCGGUCAGUUACCGAACGAUAGGAACGAUAUCGCUGAUCUCAGAAGAGAGGUGGCUGAUUUAGAAGCUAAAGAAAAUACUUUGGAUCGGUUAAUUCAUGGUGCAGAUAAAAACCUUAGGGAAUUGUGCGCCGAUAGACAAUACGCUUAUGUAACGUAUCACGAUUUACGUUCUGUCCCAAUGUACAAAGACCAGGCUAUAAUGGCAGUAAAAGCUCCGCCAGAAGCCACUUUACAUGUUCCGCAACCUAUCAAUAAUCUUGGCCAACAAAAGCUUCAAAUGCACAUGAGGUCGUCUCAUGGGGAAAUAGAGGUAUUCCUCUGUCCUGAUGACCCUACAGUUAAAACGUCUCCCAAUCCGGGAUAUACGACGACGCAACCUGUGCCUUCGUCAAAAGAAUCCGAAAUACCCGAUCUCCCUCCUGAACUGCUGGUCAACGGAGGAAGCGGGGUUCGGGUCGAACCAGUACCUUCUGUUGAGAGUACGUUGAAUACUCGUUCGUGUACUCCGGUUGUAUCUACGGUUACCAGUUUAGCAGGAAUGAGGGACGCAUUGUUAUGCGAAUCUGAUGACUAUGGACCAAUGGGUGGUGGCAAAUUCCAACUUCAAACGGAGGAUCAAAUCAACACUCCAGAUCUAAGUUUUUUCGAAUUUGGAGAACACCUGCUGUCCCUGGAACCGCCUCUUUCCGAAAACGACUAUUCGUUCUCGUUAGGCACGGAGGAAGGGCUGUCGGAUCUUUUUGAUUUCAAAUUUUAAAGAUGUCGUCCUGAUUGUCGUAAUCGUGAUAGCACUUUUGUCUUUUUGGACUACCACUCUGAGUUCGCCUCCCUAACAUUCGAACGGAUAGCGAUCAUUUUGUUAAUCCAAUGAUGACCGAUUUUACGUCAUAAUUAUUUUCGAUUGGCGAUCUUUAUUAUUAUUUUUUCCUCCUCAAACGUGAUCUUACGUUCGAAUGAUUGAUACGCUGGUUUAGUCAUGCUUCUUAGUUUUACAAAAAAAGAAAAAAGAACAAAAAAAAAAAGAAUAAAAAUACGCGAUCGUGUACAUAAAUAGAAGGCGUUUAUCACUCGCGAUACCGUAUAGUAUUUUGCCGACAAUUUUUUAAAAAAAAUUAUUUUUUAAUCGCGAUUCGUUCAGCAACACACACACAUAUACACGUAUACAGUAUCACGUCGGUGAUUUUCGAAAUUCCGCCUCAUUGAAAGGAUCUCAAAGGGAAGUACUGCGAAGCGAAGAGAAGGGACAAACAUAUCACGCCUCGGGUUACUAGUACAUUGGCAAGCGAUUAAGGAUGAACGUUAAAGCGAUAAAUCAUUGUCUUCUCGACGAAGAUGCAUCAAGAUUUGUCGCUUGCGAUUCAAAUCAUUUCAAGCCAAAAAUGACGCUUGCUAUGUGAACCAAUUUAUAGAAACGCAUUUGUUAGAAAUAUUUUUGUCAAUGUUUAUCGUUCAUCGUUUGCUAAUGUACUAUGGUAGCCUGGUGUUAACACGUUGACCGCGAUGCGACUGAAAUUCAAUUUAGAUGAAAUAUUCGUAAUGCUACUAAAAAAAUGUACACUAGUCAUUUUAAAGCAACCAAUUAGAUUGAAAUUAUUAUUGAUCCAUGAUGUAUCUCUACUGGCGGUCAACUUGUUAAUACGCGGUGGUCGAGUAUUUCCGGCUUGAUACGGUUCACGCCGAUAUCGAGUUUUGUGGAAUAUAUUAAAUUAUGUUGGCGAAACGACGCCAAUUUUUUUCUGUGCAAUCUGUAAUAAUACUGUAUAUCGAGGUAAGAGUAAAAGCGUGGGAAAGAGAGACGGAGAUGUAUUCGAGAAUUUCAAAGAGAGGAGAGACUGCAGAUUCGUGACGAACAAUUUAUAACGGUUUUCGUUUUCCCCCCUCUGCGAUCAUUGAAUUGUAUAAAGUGAAUAGCGCGUGAAUAUUAAUUCAUCAAAAAUGAAAUUCCCUCCUAGCGUAUAAAUAUUUCUAUCGAGGAAAAUUUCUGGACGGUUGUUUUCUCUAGUCGCUAGGACUGAAUCGUUUUUUUUAUCUCUAUUUGUUUUAUUUUUUUUUUUUUUUUCUUUUGAAAUCGCGUGCUUGACACCUUACCCAUCGCUAGCAGAUAAAAUAGAUAAGCACUGUUGCUUUUUAACAAGGUCUCGAUUCUUUCAAUGGCAUGUUAUAGAUUCUAUUUUUCAAUCAGUCUAAUGUUAUUUACACUCGGAUCGUUAAUUGUGGUGUACGUGAUUUUUAUUGCUUCGAUUCAGAAGUGUUUAUUAUUAAAUUUGGUGAUAAGCUUCCGGUUGGUAAGGUGUCGAGACGAGAGAGCAUCGUUCAGGAAUAAUCGCGUUCGGGUAAAUUUAUCGGUACGAUAGUGUAGCUUGUCGAUUGCGAAUCGUUUGUAAAAAAAAAAAAAAAAAAACGUAUGUCAGGGAGACAUAGUUUUUAUUCUAUAUACUUUUGUAAUUGCUCGGUACGAAUUUUUGUAUAUUUCGAUCCAUGGGGAAAAUAAGAAAUUCAUUGAUUCUAUACAGGCACGUAUACACGCACGGUCAUCCAACGGUACCAUUGAUAAUAUAAAUCUAAUUAAAGAAUCGCGUUGGAUUAGCAUCGAAUAUGAUGCCACGAACACACGGAGACGAACUCGAGCGUACAAGAAAGAGAGAAACAAAUCUUAGACUGUAACCUUUCGCGCAUGUAACACACGUAUUUAAUUCGAUUCGUAACGACGGAGAAGGUCUAAGAUUCCUUUCAGGAAUAACAGUACUUGUUCAGAACUUGAUUUGUAAAAAAAAAAAAAAAAAAAAAGUGAAAAGAAAGGGGUUCUUCAAAGAGAACUUUGAAGCCAGUGCAACUUGAAUUUCAACCGUGCUUGGUACAGCACCGACGAAGAAAACGCUUUGAGUCUUAACGUACAUAUAUAAAUAUAAUAAUAUAACUCCUAUAUAAGACAAACUGAGGAUAUUUGUUCGAUGUUCCUGAAGAAGAUAAUUCAAGGAUGCACUGGAGAGAAUCGUCUCAGCUGGAAGUCUCUUAAGGAUGUACUCUAACGUACAACUUAGUGUACGUCCAAAGCCAUAGUGCCUACACAAUAAUGAUCACACCCUUCUGUAACUGUAAAUAGUUUACAUACUAUACAAAAAUAUAUUAAAAAAAAAAAGCAAAGUAUAUAUAUAUAUAUAUACAUUUAUAUAGUGUGUGUGUAUAUAUAUAUAUGUGUGUGUGUAUAUAGAAGUGUAAGGAAGUGAGGACCCCCCCGAUGGAUACAAAAGAGAGAAACCAGAUGCUGCGAAAAUACACCUCAUUACGGUUAUCACAAACUAUCCGAUUAGUUAGUUUUAAUUAUUAAUAAUUAAUUAUUAGACGGAGGAGAGAUGUUAGUUUAUAAAUUUUACUUAUUAUAUAUAUGUAUGUGUAUAUAUGUAAUAAGUGCGUAUGUUUUUUUAUAGUCAAAAAUGAAUAUCGUGCAGAAUAAAAUGAAGAGACUUAAUGGAUUACUUAAAGAGAGAAGACUAGCAAGCGUUCUUAUUUUUCUUUUCUUUUUUUUUUAUAAAUGAGAUGUAAAAGUGUAGGCAGGCUCGAUGAAUGAUAUUUGUAUAAAGAAGAAAUGUUUUUAUCGCUACGUGUAUUUAUUUCAAUUGAAUAGCGUGUACGUCGUGAGGGGGAAAAGGGUGAUAGAAGGAGGAUAUAAAAAUGUGUUGCGAAUGGAUUAUUCUGCACGAUAUUCGACACGCAAUUCACCGAUUCGCAACAGAGAGGAUUGUGUAUUAGUUUUCGUUUCUGAUUUUUUUUUCUUAUUUUUUUUUUUUUUUUUUUUUUU